AUGGAGGAGAUCUGGAGGACACAGCGGCGACACCUGGACUGCAUCCAGGACCCCCCGGGUCUGGCGCUCUACACUCAGACGGGUGAGAUCACCAAAGGUGGGGUGAAGCUCCCGGUCUACCGGUGCGCCAGGGGGUCCACAUCCCUGGAAUCAUUUCACCUGCACCUGUGCCGCUUCAUCCCAGGCACGUCUGCCAGCGACGUGCACUUCCAAGUGUACCUUCUGGAGGGCCUGGCGCGAUGGAACGAGGACAGGGGCAGGGCCUCCGUCGAGGGAGGCAACAAGUCGGCUCUGCGGUGCUAUAACGCCCAACUGGUGCAAAGUGUCAACCAAGUUUCUCAGGAGCUCAUGGGCAAGACUCUGGUCGAAGCCUACACCGCGCCCACGGAGUACACAGGUAAGACAGACCUAAGUCCUUUGUUGUCAGGAGAGCUCAUUGGAGUGGAGUACCUGUACUCCCAAACGGGGGCCGUGCUGCAGCAGGAUUUGGGCGACCCCGAUGAGGAGGAGUCUGCUGAUGAGGGCUUUGAGCAAGACGGUGAAGAGGGACUGGAUGACGACGACGAUGAGCAGCCAGAGGAGAUCUCCUUGUUAAAAUACCACCACUCUCUCCUCUGUCAAGAGCGUGAGAAGACCAACACUGAGAUGGAGCAGCAGGAGGAGCAGCAGCAGUUGGAGAAGGUGAUCGUAGUUGGGCCGGACGGCCACCCAGGUUACCAGCACAUCUUGGCGCUGGCUCUCGCCCUUGCCAUGCUCAGGCACCGGCCCUUUGUGUCCCAGAAGCAGGCCAACGACAUCAUUGCCCUGUGGCAGCGCUUGCCUGACAGGGACAAGCAGCCGGUGUCCUUCCCGCCACGUCAUCAGGACAGGAUCAUCCGGGGCCGAUUUUUCGGACAAGCCACAGGCACCCUGAUGUGGCUCUGGGCGUGGAGAGCGUGGAGCGGAGCGGCGCACUCUCCCAAUGUCAGCAGGCUCGUGGAGGCUCUCAUGCUGGAGCUGUGCCGCGCCCGAGACGACGAGGGUGCCACAAUAGCCGGGGUUCGCGUUCAACGUUGGGCUGGUAUCAUCAAGGACUACAAACUGAUCCGUGAAAAUGUAUUGGGCUGUCGCACCUUGAUGGCAAACACUCGUAUCGCCCUAUACGAGGUGAACCAGCGGACCCUGUCGUUCUGGCACAAUCAACCCUUAAAGGCCAUGGCGAUGGAGACGGUGUGAACAGGCGCAGCGCCCUCCAGUGCCCCACAGACGUCCGAGAACCUCCCCGCUGCCGGAGGCCGUCCAGCCGGACCAGCCCGUGCAGCACAACCUGCCCGCUGAUGAGUCUGGUCUGGCAGUGGCCCGCUAGCCCCAGAGCUCUACGAGCGCUCCAUCAAGCGUGCCAGGACGUCGUCUUCCUCAGUCAACACCCUCUCUUCCACCCAGGGCACCUUCUCCACCAGCCCCUCGUCCUCUGCCACCGGCCCCUCCACCUCCUCCAGCUCGCCCCCCGCCAGAACAGUCUCCCGUACGACGCUGUGGAGGUGGAAAGUGCAACAGGAGAGAGCCCGACUGGCCCAGGAAAAGGACAGUUUUGCCACCCCCGACAGCAGAUACAAGAAGUUGACUUUCUGCUCCCAGUCUGAUGGCUGAACGGUGGAACAGUGGCACGCUGACAUAGCACGUGAGGAGGAGGAGGCCUCAGCCCAGAACUGUUCUUCCACAAGUGGCACUUAAACAUGUGCAAGGGGCACUCACAACACGCCUGGGUGCUUGUAAAUAGUUGUUGAAGUUUGUGUUUUUACUACUUGUUAAUUAUUUGUGGAGGCUGUGUAUGGUUUUACUUGUUUGCAAGUGUCACUUUAUUGUAAGUGAUGCAUAUCACAAUUGUGUUUGUUUACCAACUUGAAGUGUGAAAA
Messenger RNA from Synchiropus splendidus (mandarinfish), 1895 nucleotides. RefSeq lists its product as uncharacterized. The transcript is spliced from 5 exons. The record is from RefSeq and is a predicted model, not a curated record. NCBI's taxonomy places the organism in Eukaryota, Metazoa, Chordata, Actinopteri, Syngnathiformes, Callionymidae. Bases 1 to 1215 code for a protein of 404 amino acids.